Molecule: messenger RNA, 1143 nt
Organism: Enhydra lutris kenyoni (northern sea otter)
Lineage: Eukaryota; Metazoa; Chordata; Mammalia; Carnivora; Mustelidae
Gene: SHLD1
Product: chromosome unknown C20orf196 homolog
Exons: 3
Coding region: 54-674 (206 amino acids)
Biological process (GO): positive regulation of double-strand break repair via nonhomologous end joining; negative regulation of double-strand break repair via homologous recombination; positive regulation of isotype switching
Cellular component (GO): site of double-strand break
Source: RefSeq, a predicted model, not a curated record
AAUAUGGCGCCUCCGCUUCCGGAUUUCGGUGUGCUACUCUGGCGGGUUGGACUAUGGCGACCCAGGAAGCCGCUCCAGGAAGCCAGUCAGAGGAGAGCAACGCUUUGGACUUGGCGUCCGUCAACGACAUAAAAGAUUAUGCUCUGCAGAGAGCCCACCAGGAGGCAGACAGCGAGGCACUGAGCUCUGUGGAAACCCUUUCUCUUCCUUGCUCUUCUGAUGUGGAUUCAGACACCAGUAACCUAAAUACUGAACAAAAUGAUUCCUGGACCUCUGAGAACUUCUGGCUUGACCCUUGUGUAAAGGGUCAGACGGAGACCACGACAGAGGACGAUGGGCUUCGGAAAUCCCUGGAUAGGUUCUAUGAAAUGUUUGGCCAUCCCCAGCCAGCCGCUAGAAACCCACUCUCCGCAUCGGUCUGCCAGUGCCUGACUCAGAAAAUCAAUGAACUGAAGGGCCAGGAGAACCAAAAGUAUGCCCUUCGCAGUUUCCAGAUGGCCCGGGUCAUCUUCAACCGGGAUGGCUGCACGGUCUUACGGAGGCAUUCCAAGGACGCCCACUUCUACCCACAGGGAGAAGGAAGUGUGUCUCUGGAUGAUGAAAAGCCAACCCCGGGACUUUCAAAAGAUGUCAUUCGUUUCCUCUUGCGACAGAACGUGAUGAAAGCUCUCUAAGACGCCCCCAGUGGUAAGGGCAGGCAGCGUGGAGGAUGGCCCUGUGGCCUGUGCUGUCAGUGCCUCCCCCACAGCCCCUCCGGCCUCUCUGGCCAGUCCUGUGGCUCCAGCCCCCCGCCCCCCACGAGCUGAUACCAGAGCCACUUCAGCCCGCAUGGAGAGCCAGCAGUGUUUGUGGGUUGGAGAGCCCCUCUGUUCACACCACCUCUCACCCCACCCCACCCUUUGACUUAAGGCCCAGACUGUCUGGCUGGGGAGCCCAAAAGCACAGCUUCCUUGCCCCAAGGAAGGAAGGACAUGAUCUGCGGCAUAACAUACUCUCCAGAGCUCCCUUCGGGAUCAAACCAAGACUUGGGUUUCCCGGGAAAUCACGCCUUGCUCAGCCUCUUCUGUCUCCCUGUCCUCCUUCUCCCGUUCACCUACUGGUGUCUCCUGGGAACCUUUCCUUAAUAAAGCUCUUGCACCUGAA